GUGAACUUCAUAAAAUAUCCAUUGUCAAUUGUUUUAUCUAUAUUUUAUUGUUUUAUAUUAAUUUUUUUUUAUCAUUAAUUUUUCUUUCCGAAAUUUAUAAAUUAAUUUGCGGAAACGAGUUCAAAAUGGUAAAUACAAGACGAUCCAGUAUUACUCCCGCUGAUGAUUCAAACAAUAAUGCUGAAAACUAUAUCAUUAUUGAUGCGAGUCAAGUGGAAAAUGGGCAAAAAUGUUAUAUUGGCGAUAUUGUUUGGAUAAAACAUAAUCAUACCUUGGAUACACCUGUUAUUGUGCAAAAUAUUUUAAAUGGUGACAUAGCUGAAGUACAAAAUUUGAUCGACGAAACUGUGAUAUCAAUAAAUGGAAAAUACUUGUCAAAAACCCGUAGUACAUUAGUCGAAACCAGACAAAAGUGUAAACUAUCAUCUAUAGGAACACUCGCAUUAAUUCGGCAAUACAAUUGUCGACAAUCGAUUGAAGAACUUAUGAAUGCGAUUGAAUGCACCAAUUCACGACAAAAAUUCGUUUCCCAGGAGUUGAAACAUAUUUUAGACGAGGGAACAAAUCGCAACUAUGAUGGACUAUUGAAACGAAUAAAAGAAUCAAAAAACAAAAAAAAUGUCAUAUUGGCGAUGUACAAUUUAUAUUAUCAACUUCAAUAUGAUUCAUUUAAAAUGUCAAUAGACGAAAUGCAGUCAAUUGCAAUGAAAAUUCAACUCACCAUUCCCGAUUGUAUUAGAGUUUGUGAUCAUUGCUUGGAACCGGGUGAAUUGCUUUUGUGCGGUGGUUCAUGUGAAAAAACAUUUCAUCGAAAAUGCAUGAAAAAACAUGAACGGAACAUCGAUUGGACGCGAAUUGAGCAACAAACCAAAACAAAUCAUCACAGUUCAAUUAAAAAUGGCACCGCCACACAAGUAUGCAGAAGCCCACAAUGCCGAUUGUUGAACAAUAAUCCGGUUGACAUGAACAAUAAUUGUACGAAUUUAACGACGUGUGACACCCCAUUCAGAGAAGAUCGUAUUGAAUGCGUUGAGUGUCAAGCAGUGUAUAAUUCGACAAAUAUACCAAUUGGUGCAUUGCUGUUAUCUAAAUCACAAUUGGUGUGUGGCACACACCGCAAAAUCAUCGAGAAGAAAAUGUCAGUGUGCACAUUUUGUUUGAAAUGGUCAAGAAAUUUGGUGAAAUGUACAAAAUGUGCCAACGCAUUCCAUAAGAACUGCAAUGGUGACAAAUCAGAGUGUCAACAAUGUGCCACGAGUAACAGAUAUGGCGAUAUUGUUUAUACAUAUACAUCGAAUAAGUGGUGGCCGGCAAUUAUCAUCCGCGAUGAACAACUGACGAAAAAGCAACGAAAGAUAACUAUCACCAAACGAGACUGGGGAACAACAAUGGUUUUUGUUAUUGGAAAAAAUAUAUACAAACAAGUGCAUGUGAAAAAUCUGCUGAGAUUUUCAAUCAAUAAAAUAAUCAGAGACGAAACUUUGGCAACAAAUGAAAAACUGAACAAUGCCGUUCAAAUUGCGACAGCUAUAUAUCAACUGAACAUACAACAGCCGUGAGCGUAACGAAGCAAGUAUUUGUGGAUUUUAGUCUCGAAAUAUACAAUAUCAUUUGGUGGAACAAAUGUGAGUUUGACUCAGAGUUCAUGUGAGCAACUGACUGAAUACAUUGACUCGACAGUGAAAUAAAUGCUUACAAUGGGCCCAGAUGUGUCCUGCAGAAUAUUUGAUUCUUGUAAUUUUACAUGUUGUUUUAAUUAUUGUAACAAAAACGAACAUUUUCUCAAAAUGAAGCCUGCAACAGUGAAUUUACCUAAAUUCUAUUAUAUUCAAUCAAGUUGUGGAUUACUUUGAACUUAAUGAUUGAAGGUACUAAAAAAUAGUUUUUAUUUUGCUACAAACGACUACCAUUCUAUUCAAACAUUU
Molecule: messenger RNA, 1925 nt
Organism: Contarinia nasturtii (swede midge)
Lineage: Eukaryota; Metazoa; Arthropoda; Insecta; Diptera; Cecidomyiidae
Exons: 4
Coding region: 126-1559 (477 amino acids)
Source: RefSeq, a predicted model, not a curated record